AAAAUCUGGCGAGGUACUUUGACCACGAUUUGCGUAAUUAAUAAAAAUCUGAUUCACACAAAAGAUUAGUCAAAAAGUAGCGUUGGACAUUCGCGGUUCACUUUUCGACGUGUGCCGCUUUUCAUUUCACUCGAAAAUCGUGUAAAACCCUUGAACAAGUGUCUGACACAUUUUUUGUGUUUCAUGUAAUGCUUUUACGACGUAAAUAAAACUUGAACUUCAAUUCGUCUGGAUGCAAUUGCGAGAGAAGCUGAACAAAACAAUAAAAAAAAUUAGAUCAGAUUAGAAUCUAUUUUUAGAAAAUCACUUAAGAAAAGUUUAAUUCGCGAAAUGACAUCGUUCAAAGUGUGGCAAGCGACGUACACAUGUCUCAAGGACACGCACGAUGAUGCCUUCAAAGCGGUUGAUCGAGCCAUUAAAUUAGAGGAGUUGGAAAAGCCCGAAUUAGCCAUUCAAGAGUACAAAAAAGCCGUAACGUUGAUCGAUAGGGCUUUGAAUAUCAUCGUUGAACCGCCCGAGGAACUGGAUGACACGUGGAACGAAGGCGUUAAAAUGGUGAACAAGAUGAAAAGUGCUCGUGAAGAGAUUUUGAUGCGAGUUGCUGCUGUCGAUAAGGGCAUUGAGAAACGAAAAAUGCAAGAAAAGCCGGUUGAAAUUAAUGCUGUGAGUACCCGUCCUCGUACUUAUGAAGAACUUGCACAAGCUUUGCGGGACAUGCAGUAUAACGAAUUGAAUGCUGUUCAAUAUCUGGAACUGUUAUUCUCGUGUGAUGAAGUCAAAUUCUACCGAAUUAAGGUUACGGGCGAAGUUACGAGUGGUCAGGAAGUAUCAACCUUCCGCAUUGUGCGAUUGGAGAAGGAUGACAAACAAAAUUUGGAUUCUACGAUAUUUUUGCAAGUAAUUCCCACAAAUCAUGCGACAAGAAUCGAAAAUGCGGAAGAACCAUUACUCGAAUUGGACGAAGCUUCGUUGGUAUCUCCCGAAGAAAGGCCUCCGUCGAUGACAACGUCUUCCUGCCAAACGACAGAAGAUGAUCUUGGAGCAGUUGGAGGCGAAUCUCGUGACCCAUCAUGGGUAUAUCCCAUCAUUCCGGGUGUUUCGCCGUGUUAUCGCACCGAAUAUGGCGCCUUCAUCUUCCCGGAUCUCGAAACAAACGACGGAAGUGCCGUCGGAAUUGUCUUGCCCGAGGGCGCGGAUCAAGUUGUACUCGAAAUUUUGGUCGAAUUACUUCAGGGCGUCAUGAAAAAGGGCGGCGUCAUCGAGUUUGGCGACGCCGAAGUCACUCGUGUGCGUCGAAACGUUCCCGUACGCGUUUCCGAAACAAUUGUCAAGGGCGCUUACUACAUUUCCAAAGGCAUGAUAUACUCUGCUGAGAAAACCGGCGAAUUUCUGAACUACAGCACGCCGUAUCUCAUCUCAAAAAUCCAAAAAGCCGAGCCAAAUACGCAACAACCCAUCUCGGGAAAUGUCAAUACGAGCAUUCAAGUCGCCAAAACAGUGACAGGCGUUGCGGCAAAAUUCACAGGAUACGUUGCGGGCAAAGUUGGUUCCGCAACAGCUGGUUUGGGACAAUGGUUAGCGCCACAUAUCCAAAAACGUGGUUCACAAUUGCUCACACACUCUUUCGGAUAUGAUCACGACGAGGCAAAUGAAACGAUGAAAGAUGUACUUACGAUAGCAGCAGGCGCUGUUGAGGGAUUCGGGACUGUUUACAGCGGAUUAGAGAAUUCAGCGUCAAUUUUGGGACGAAGUUUGAGCCAAAAUACAGUAAAAGUCGUUGAACAUCGUUACGGACAAGAAGCGGGACUUGCAACGGGUGAUACUUUCGAUACUGUGGGCAACGUCAUCAACUUGAGUCGCGAUAUAAACAUUUUCACACCGAAAGGAUUCGCCAAAAAAGCCGUCAAAAAUACAGGAAAGGCAGUUGUAACGGAUUUUCUGCCGAGAUCUGACUCGAUGACAGCCAGUUCGAGUCUCACAGGCAUCAAUUAUGCGAAUCUCUCCGUACUUGCCAAAGAUCUUGCCAAGGAAAAGAAUUAGGAAUCAUCUAAAUAACCGGGAAACGGGAACAUAGAACGCUCAUCUGUACUUUAGCAACAUUUUGUGACAAUAAAUAUCCAGAGCUUGCAUAUUUUUGGAACCCCUUAGUUAGAAACCAGACAUGAAAUGCUGUGAAAAUACAAAAAAAAUAUAUAUUUA
Molecule: messenger RNA, 2199 nt
Organism: Culicoides brevitarsis
Lineage: Eukaryota; Metazoa; Arthropoda; Insecta; Diptera; Ceratopogonidae
Product: protein spartin
Exons: 3
Coding region: 331-2040 (569 amino acids)
Biological process (GO): negative regulation of BMP signaling pathway; cell division
Cellular component (GO): plasma membrane
Source: RefSeq, a predicted model, not a curated record